AUGUUGGAACGUAAAGAUGAUGAAGGAAAUUUAUAUGUCUUUAAUGAAGAGGACUUACCAUAUGAAGAAGAAAUUUUACGAAAUCCGUAUUCGGUAAAACACUGGCAACGUUAUAUUGAUCAUCUUAAAAACACGAAAAGUAAGAAUUUAAAUGUGGUGUAUGAACGAGCACUGAAGGAACUUCCCGGCAGUUACAAAUUAUGGUAUAAUUAUCUUCGACAACGUGUGAGCCAAUUAAAGGGUCGAUGUAUAACAGAUCCAUUGUAUGAAGAUGUCAAUAAUGCAUUUGAACGUGCUUUAGUAUUUAUGCAUAAAAUGCCACGUAUAUGGAUGGACUACUGUACAUUAAUGACUGAACAAUGCUAUAUAACACGAACACGUCAAGUAUUUGAUCGUUCACUUAGGGCUCUCCCUAUCACACAGCAUCAUCGAAUAUGGCCAUUGUAUAUUAAUUUCUUGAAGAAGCAUAAUGUCUAUGAAACUGCUGUCAGAGUUUUUAGGAGAUAUCUAAAGUUAGCUCCAGAGGAUACAGAAGAAUACAUAGAAUACUUAAUAUCUAUUAAAAGACUUGAUGAGGCUGCUGUGAAACUAGCACAGAUUGUCAAUCAGGAUGACUUUGUGUCAAAGCAUGGAAAAUCGAAUCAUCAACUAUGGAAUGAAUUAUGUGACUUAAUAUCAAAAAAUCCUUCCAAAAUAAAAUCCCUGAAUGUGGAUGCUAUUAUCAGAGGUGGUUUAAGACGUUAUACAGAUCAAUUGGGACCUCUAUGGAAUUCACUAGCAGAUUAUUAUGUUCGAAGUGGUCUUUUUGAGAGGGCAAGAGAUAUUUAUGAAGAAGCUAUACAGACUGUAACUACUGUUAGAGACUUUACACAAGUUUUUGAUGCUUAUGCACAAUUUGAGGAACUUAGCCUUAAAAAGCUUAUAGAAGAAGCAGCGACGAAUCCUACUGAGGACGAUGAUAUAGAAUUAGAAUUGAGAUUGGCACGAUUGGAACACCUCAUGGAAAGGAGAUUAUUGCUACUCAAUUCUGUAUUAUUGCGACAAAACCCACACAAUGUAGCAGAAUGGCAUAAGAGAGUUAAACUUUAUGAAGGGCAACCACAUGAGAUAAUUAAUACAUACACAGAAGCAGUACAGACAGUGCAACCACAGCUAGCAGUCGGUAAAUUACAUACAUUGUGGGUUGCUUUUGGCAAAUUUUAUGAAGAAAAUGGUCAAAUAGAGGAUGCUAGAGUAGUAUUUGAAAAGGCAACUCAUGUUCCAUACACAAAAGUCGACGAUCUUGCCUCGGUAUGGUGUGAGUGGGCAGAAAUGGAAAUUCGGCAUGGGAACUGUAAAGAAGCUUUAAAACUCAUGCAUCGUGCUACUACAAUGCCAGCUAGAAAAGUGGCUUAUCAUGAUGAAUCAGAGACAGUGCAAAUGAGAUUAUACAAAUCUUUAAAAGUGUGGUCUAUGUAUGCAGACUUGGAAGAAAGCUUUGGAACAUUUAAGACCUGUAAAGCAGUAUAUGACAAAAUAAUCGAUUUAAAAAUUGCAACUCCUCAAAUUAUUAUUAAUUACGGACUGUUCCUGGAGGAAAACAACUACUUCGAAGAAGCAUUUAGAGCUUAUGAGAAAGGUAUUGCAUUGUUCAAAUGGCCUAAUGUUUAUGACAUUUGGAACACCUACUUGACGAAAUUUUUGAAACGUUAUGGCGGUACGAAAUUAGAGCGUACUAGGGAUCUAUUUGAGCAAUGUUUAGAACAUUGUCCACCGAAAUAUGCUAAAGCUUUAUAUUUGUUAUAUGCAAAGUUGGAAGAAGAACAUGGCUUAGCAAGACAUGCUAUGUCUGUAUAUGAGCGAGCAACAAAUGCUGUUCUGCCAGAGGAAAGAUUUGAUAUGUUUAACAUAUACAUAAAGAAAGCAGCAGACAUCUAUGGAGUACCAAAAACUCGGCAAAUAUAUGAGAAAGCCAUAGAAGUUUUGAACGAUGAGAAUACUAGAGAAAUGUGUUUGAGAUUUGCAGAAAUGGAAACGAAAUUAGGAGAAGUAGAUAGAGCAAGAGGGAUAUACGCAUACUGUAGUCAAAUAUGUGAUCCAAGAGUUACAUCGAACUUCUGGCAAGUUUGGAAAGAAUUCGAAGUUAGACAUGGAAAUGAGGAUACGAUGCGUGAAAUGCUUCGAAUUAAGCGUAGUGUGCAGGCUAUGUACAAUACUCAAGUGAAUAUGAUGUCUGCACAAAUGUUGAAUAAUGCAUCCAAUCAAGUAUCAGAUAUUCCAGUUGAUGCUAUGCGCUUACUAGAUAGUAAAAUUUCGUCAAGUACAGAUAAUAUCAGUAGUGUUAAAGAAAGUAUCAAAUUUGUGCGUGGUGUAACUGAGAAAGAUGGUAAGCCAGAAUCCCACGUAAAUAAUCCGGACGAAAUCGAUAUUGACAUGGACGACGAAGAUGAAAAUGAUGCAGAAGUUGAAGAAGACAUACCGAUUGAAAAACAAGCCAUACCAUCACAAGUAUUUGGUAGUUUAAAAGCAGCUGAAGCUGAAGACGAUUAAAAGCUUCACAGAUUGCAUAAUUGAAAAAAAUGUGUAACAAUUAUAUAAUCUUAUACAUAAAAUAUACUAUUGUAUCAAUUACAGUUUUUUAAAUUUUGUAACAUAUUUAUAAAAAUAUGCAUUUAUGCUUUCUGAAAGUACCACAUAAA
Molecule: messenger RNA, 2678 nt
Organism: Odontomachus brunneus
Lineage: Eukaryota; Metazoa; Arthropoda; Insecta; Hymenoptera; Formicidae
Gene: fand
Product: pre-mRNA-splicing factor syf1 homolog
Exons: 15
Coding region: 1-2529 (842 amino acids)
Biological process (GO): generation of catalytic spliceosome for first transesterification step; mRNA splicing, via spliceosome
Cellular component (GO): post-mRNA release spliceosomal complex; U2-type catalytic step 2 spliceosome; Prp19 complex
Molecular function (GO): protein binding
Source: RefSeq, a predicted model, not a curated record